This is a messenger RNA of Prorocentrum cordatum, 570 nucleotides long. NCBI's taxonomy places the organism in Eukaryota, Dinophyceae, Prorocentrales, Prorocentraceae. The record is from the annotation of a GenBank genome assembly.
AUGUGCAAGGGACAGGAGGAGGACAUCACGCCAGCAUUCGCUUUUUCAAGUGUGUCAGCGGACCUAAACUUCUUGUUUGAGAAUGCGACAGGGCUCACGGUGCUGCACAAUCAGGGGGACGUGGAACUCCCCAGCAGGCUCGUGAACAGCUUGUGGGUCUCCCUCGUUUUCGCUGGUGUAUCAUGGUACCUCCAGACGUUCGAUGCCGCAGGGCUGCGCAAACGCCUUUCCAAACGUGGCCUCAGCACAGGCUCCGUCAAGGCCUGGUGCACUGUCAUCGAGGAUCUCCCAGCCGUCGUCCUUUCCCUUUUGGUUUCCAUGUGGGGCGCGGAUGGAGCCUUCACCUACAACGGGAACUUCGGGGCAGUAGCCAUGGCGAACAUCGUCACGGCGGGCUUCUCUGCGCUGAUCACGUUGGCCGAGGCGUGGGAAGAGCGGCGCAACCUUUUCGUCAAUUACAAGGGCGAUGAGGUGAGCCUGAACGGCAAAUGUCUCGGCGACGCGGCGGUCGCAAGAGUUGCCGAGAGACUGUGCCAAAACACGACGGUGAAGACGCUGGCCUUGCGUUAA